UUCUUUUUCGCAGAUCGUAUAAAGCCGCUGGACUGCACAGGGGGAGAACAACCGGAGGAGAAGCAUUGUUUUCCUUUUUUUUUUGACAGGAUGAACAACAGUUUCUUAAACAUGGCGUCGAUAGGCGACUUCGACCCGCUCAACGCGUCUAUCCCUGCCACCAAAGUUGAAAUCACGGUGUCCUGCAGGAACCUGCUGGACAGGGACACCUUCUCCAAAUCAGACCCAAUUUGUGUUCUCUACGCACAAGGCAUGGGCAACAAGGAGUGGAGAGAGUUUGGAAGAACAGAGGUGAUUGACAAUACGCUAAACCCAGACUUUGUGCGGAAAUUCAUUUUGGACUACUUCUUUGAAGAGCGGCAGAACCUCCGAUUUGACUUGUACGAUGUUGACUCCAAGAGUGCCAACCUAUCAAAACACGAUUUCCUGGGCCAGGCCUACUGUACUCUCGGAGAGGUGGUUGGUUCGUUGGGCAGUCGCUUGGAGAAAGCUCUGGGAGGGAUCCCUGGGAAGAAAUGCGGGACCAUUAUUGUGAAAGCAGAGGAGCUGAACAACUGCAGGGAAUCGGUGAUGAUGCAGUUCUGUGGGAACAAGCUGGACAAAAAGGAUUUCUUCGGCAAAUCUGACCCUUUCCUGGUCUUCUACCGGAGCAACGAGGACGGCACGUUUACCAUCUGCCAUAAGACCGAGGUGGUGAAGAAUACGUUGAACCCUGUGUGGCAAGCCUUUAAGAUCUCCGUUCGGGCUCUUUGCAACGGUGAUUAUGACAGAACCAUAAAGGUUGAGGUGUAUGACUGGGACAGAGAUGGCAGUCAUGACUUUAUCGGAGAGUUCAGCACCAGCUAUAGGGAACUGUCCAGAGGGCAGAGCCAGUUCAAUGUGUAUGAGGUGGUUAAUCCAAAGAAGAAAGGAAAGAAGAAAAAAUACCUGAACUCUGGAACGGUGACACUACUGUCUUUCCUGGUGGACAUCGAAGUCACCUUCCUUGACUACAUCAAAGGAGGGACCCAGAUUAACUUCACCGUGGCCAUUGAUUUCACAGCUUCCAAUGGUAACCCAGCCCAGCCCACCUCACUCCACUACAUGAGUCCCUACCAGCUGAACGCCUAUGCCAUGGCCCUGAAGGCAGUUGGGGAGAUCAUCCAGGACUACGACAGCGACAAAAUGUUUCCUGCACUGGGCUUCGGAGCCAAGUUACCGCCUGACGGACGAGUCUCCCACGAGUUUGCUUUGAAUGGGAAUCCUCAGAACCCAUACUGUACAGGUAUCGAAGGUGUGAUGGAAGCCUACUAUCAGAGUCUGAAGUCUGUUCAGCUCUACGGCCCCACCAACUUCUCCCCUGUCAUCAACCACGUGGCCAGGUAUGCAGCUUCAGUUAAAGAUGGCUCCCAGUACUUUGUGCUCCUCAUCAUCACUGAUGGCGUCAUCUCAGACAUGGCACAGACCAAGGAGUCCAUUGUUAACGCAGCAUGUCUGCCAAUGUCAAUCAUCAUUGUGGGGGUCGGACCUGCGGAAUUUGAUGCCAUGAUUGAGUUGGACGGAGAUGAAAUCAGAAUUUCAUCGAGAGGACGAUAUGCUGAGCGAGACAUCGUUCAGUUCGUCCCGUUCAGGGACUACAUCGACCGGACGGGGAACCACAUCUUGAGCAUGGCCCGGCUCGCCAAAGAUGUCUUGGCCGAAAUCCCUGACCAGUUCCUCUCCUACAUGAGGACCCGUGGGAUCAAGCCGUCACCCGCACCACCUCCCUAUACGCCGCCGGGCCAACCACUCCAAACUCAGAUUUGAAGUGCGAUGCAGAGAAGUUUUUUUUUUUUUUGAGCCAGGGGUUUCACUUAACUGACUUAACUGGCUCAAAAUACUUCCAUUUCCUUGAAGCCGCUCUCCAUGCCUUGACGUCGUAGGUCACGUUGAUCUUUCAUGUGUUCGGGAAGCUGGAUAUCGGGCCAAUAGAGUGAUGCUUUUGAGUACAGGAAAAGCCAAUGAGAGUCUGUUUACUUCCACCACUGUCAAGCAUUCCUGUUAUUGUCUGGAUUUUUUUUCUUUUUUACUUGACUGGGAAAUUUGGUCAGGCUUUGGGAGUUUGUGAAGUUUGGAAUCAAGGAGGGAAUACAUUUUUGUCUGCCUGGAUCCACCUUGUGAAGUGAGGAAGAAAAGGAAUGAAGGAGCGACCUUUAGAAACACUGUAGAGAGAAUGUCUCCAGACAAAACAAAGGAAUCACUGAUCUUAACUGAUCCUGUAAAUAUCUGGACAUCUCUCUCUCUCUCUCUCUCUCUCUCUCUCUCUCUCUCUCUCUCUCUAUCUCUCUCUCUCUCAGAUAACUCAUUGUUUACAGUAAAUGCAGACAAGGAUUUCUACUGUUGAUACUUUUAUAUUCACAUUGUUUCAAUACGAAGCUUGUAAUUCUCUCUAAUACUCUCCAAUGUAAUUUUCUCUCUCUCUUUCUCUCCCUCUCCCUCUCUCUCUCUCUCUCUCCUGGCGUGUGUCAGGUAGCAGCAGUGCAGGUCCUGGUAGCCCUUCUGUACCGUACCGUACCGUACCGUACUGUACUGUAUUCUAGUGUUUGUAUUAACCUUUUGCAUGGGUGUAGCCUCAGUCAAGUGCAUGCAUUUAGUGGCCCUGCACUACCUCUUCUUCUCACAUCUGUCCGACUAUCUGUACGCCUGUAGAGAGGGUGAGUGUCUGUCUCUCAGUUUGUCACUUCGCCCUGUCUGUCUGCACUGCUCUCAGGCCUGUCUGUCUGUCAGUCACCUUGUAACUUAUCUUCUUCCUGUCUAUCUCUCUCUCUCAAUCUUUCUUUCCUUUCUUUUAUGCCUUUGUCACUUUUACUUGCUGUAUUCCCAUGCAACAGCUUAGGAGGUUUCCCAGAGAUGUGAUGGCCCUGUAUGAGGGUAUUAUAUGUAGCAUAUAUUGAUUGUUGAAGGGGAACACAGCAACUCUUUUUCCGUCUCUGUCUCUGUCGUUCAAACUGCCUUGGCAAUAGGAUGCCCACAUGCCCCAGGGGUUUUGUCUCAUCACGUCGUCUUAACACCCACGUCCCUGGCCCUUUUUUAAAACGACAGCAGCUGCUCUCAAAUGGGAAACUGUUUGAGCAAAAAGAGCCCAGUGGUCAAAAAUGCAAAGAAAAACACAGUUUCCCUAUGUUUGCUUUUUUGUGCCAUUUUUUUGGGAUGUGUAUUUUUAAAUUGCACCUUUGAUAUAGCUUUUUUAUAUGUUUUUUUUUAUGACGUGUACUUAUACGUGCCAAUCAUAUGUAAAAGGAUGAUUUGUGUAAUGUCACACAAUGUCCCACAACUUUAUAAUUUAAGGAGUGAUCGUUUUUCUGUAUGGUGUUAAAUGAAGAAUGAGAUUAUAACAUAAGUGUGCUGAAGUGAUGAGUGAUCGUGAAUCUGUGUAUGAAUAAAUGGAGUAUUUAUAUUAAGACAACAAGAGAUGGAAUGUUAAAGUCUUAACAAAAAGUAGUAAUGAAGGAACAUUUUAUCAUUAAUAUGUGAAUUACUGUGCAGCAAGUGAUGGUAUCAUUGCAAAACAGGAUUUUACUACAUUUUACUACAUACACUCACUUCAUGUUAUCAAAACUUAUUCGAUAAGCAUUUUGAAAAGCGAACUAAAUUCUUUGCAGGUGAUAUUUUACACCUUAAAUUUCAAAGACAAGUAACAGCUCAUCGAACACUGUUGAUUAAUGAAUUUGUUACACAUACACUGUGUAAUACAUAAACCACACAUUUUAGUGAUAUUAAAUCAAAAUUUCUAAUUAUACAUUAUGAUAUUAUAAUAUAUAAAAUAAAAUGUAAUGCUAUAUUUUAUUUUGUAUGAAUUACUGAAAACGCUUUUGACAACUACUUCAUCCAAAAACUAACCCCGACGUCUUAUAAAAGACGAGCUGCACCAACGUCUUAACAGGUCUAAUUUUUACCAUAUUCAUUAUCCACAGACAAGAUUUCCCAGAUCUUUGGUUGGUAAACAAUAAUCUGCGUAGUCGGAUUAUCCAUCUUCCUUUGUUAACUUCUUACUGAUUUUGUAGCUCCUGCCAUUGGUCAGCAAACUGAUAAAGUAAUGUCAGACGUAGCAAUAUCUAGGUAAAUUUAAUGAUCACAUCAGACUAUCAAAGCUUUUUCUCUUCAUGACAUGAUAAUUGGCUGCACAGAUUCAAUCCCAGGACUCACAAACAGCCUAGAUUUAAUAUCUUGCCGAGGUAUUUGAACAGCAUACUACCUCCUAUUUCUAGCUACAUGUUCUUCAGUGAACACUAACUUAAUACUUCCGCUUUUAUUACAUUCUCAGUUCACCAAAUCCCUGCACAAGGCUUGUUGACAAGGACAGAACACAGUAUGAGAGCAGAAAAAAUACAUAAAUUCUUGAAUUUCAUUCACAACUGAAUACUUAAUUAUAAAAUUAUUAUGCAAUACUUAAGAUUUAAAUUUUGAUCCCACUGAUGUGGAACAGAAAUUACAAAUUUUCCUACUUUUAAAAGUAUGUACAUUUAUAUGGUUUGGAUUACCCUCUUAUCUCUUUUAGGUAAUUUAAGCUUUGUAUGUUUUUAUUAUUUCUCUUGUUCACAAAUGAGAAAUAUUCGUUAAUGCGUUUAUUCCAGUGACUUAAAUUAUAUUGGUGCAAGUUGAUUCGAAUCAAGCUGCUGAAAUUGGACUGGAGAAAUUCAAACAGAAAAAUUUCAAAGGAAAAUUUUACACCAAGGCUUACCAAUGGCAAUCAGUCAAUCAUAUCCAUUCAUAUGAUCAGAGGGACUAAAACAAAUUUCCUGAAAAUUGCGAAAAUAAGACAAUUGCACACCUCUAAAAAAGGUUCAUGUAAAUAUGGGUUCAAAAUGAAAACAUAUCGAAGCUGUCAGAUUUGAGAUAUGGUAUAUUUUGAAAUAAAAUUCAGUAUCAACAUUUAUUCAGUUGCGUAUCAAAAUAAGAAUGUAUUGGCCUUAUUUGCAGCAGAUAUACACACAGACACAAAUUGCUACUCUAUUAAUAAGUGUAUGUUUGUGGUGGUCUGCUUAGUGUCAACAAUAAUACGUAAUUAACUUUUUUUUUUAUGUUUUAUACACAUUUGUUUGUGCAACAGUUCAAUAAGCUUACUAAGCCCAUGAAGAAGAGAGUGUGUAUAUGUGUGUGUCUGUUCUUUUAGAUGCAAGUAUGAUUUGGACGCAUAUGCUUCUGAAUGUGUGUGCGAUUGUUUGUGUUUGUGUAUGUGCUUUAUAAGAGAGUUUUAAUAUACCAUGUGAGGUUACACAUCGGAUUUUUGUUUACUAAAGCUAUCCAAAUAACAUAUUGUAUGCUCGUCAUAUCUUCUUAACAACGUGCACUAUGUUUGCAUGGGCAGUUUUACAAAGGAUGCACCAGUUCCUUUUGUUAAAAACUGAGUGUUUUGAAAUGUAAAACUAUGUAUGAAAAUGACCUGUACAAAAUUGCCUUAAAUCUUUCACCAAUUUUUCUCUGAAUUGUGCGAUGCCUUCUUCAGAAAAAUGACUUGUUUAAAGGAGUUGAUCGUUUAUCUAUUUUGUGUCAGUGUUUCUAUUGCUUUUUAGUGUAUUUCCUUUGCACAAGUAUGAGAAAAAACUAUUUGUCUUGUACUUUUUUGAAAUGGUGAUUAAUCAGAGAAAGCAUGGCUGAAGUACUGAUUGUCUGAUAAUAUAUAUAUAUAUAAUAGAUGACUAUUUCUGUAUCAAACUAUGGAUUUUUAAAAUAUUAUUCAUAUUAAACACAACAAUUUCUGGA
This is a messenger RNA of Platichthys flesus (European flounder), 5721 nucleotides long. Its product is annotated as copine-8. The transcript is spliced from 20 exons. Gene Ontology annotation, molecular function: calcium-dependent phospholipid binding. The record is from RefSeq and is a predicted model, not a curated record. Lineage: Eukaryota; Metazoa; Chordata; Actinopteri; Pleuronectiformes; Pleuronectidae. Gene Ontology annotation, cellular component: plasma membrane. Bases 91 to 1785 code for a protein of 564 amino acids. Gene Ontology annotation, biological process: cellular response to calcium ion.